GGGAGGGGACACGGGGUGUGAGGAGCGUUUCUCCGCGGAUCCUGCACACCGGGAUCUUUCCUCGUGAAGGGGAACACGGGGGGUUUAUCACGGGGGUUCGGCUGCACGUGCGGAGGACCGUGUGGAUAUACAAGGGGGUGAAAACGCAAAGUCAUGAAGUGGAUAAUGGACAGCAGUUUCCCUGAUGAAUGAGAGCGCCCCCCCCGCCCUGUUGGACCGGUCCGGGCCGGCCCACUGCACCGUGUGCUGCUGCACGCUGGCCAACAAAGUCAUCCUGGUGCUCUUCAUGGGGCUGCUGGUCGUCGCCAUCUUAUUCGGGAACUUGGUGACUCUGGCUGUGGUUCUGGGGACUAAACACUUCCACACGCCGCAGGGGUACCUGAAGGCAUCGCUGGCUGUGGCCGAUCUGGCAGUGGGGGUCUUUGUGGUGCCGCUCUCCAUCUACGCCGAGGUCCACCUCAUGGUGACCGACUCUGCACUGGAGUGGACUUUGUACAACUCUAAGUACUUGAGUUUCCACCCGUGCAACAUCAUUGGGCCCAUCUUCGCCGGCUGCACCUUUGUUUCCAUCACAACCAUCUUCCUGCUGACGAUCGAGAGGAGCAUCGCCGUGUUGAAGCCGCUGCACAAAGACUCAGUGAUCACGAGGAAGAGGACCACCAUCCUCAUCGUCCUCUCCUGGGUCGGGAGCUUCCUGUUGGCGGUGUCUCCGAUGGUUUUCAGCAGCGAGAUUGCGCUGGAGUACAACUCCUGCAGCCGGAUGUGUAACUACGCGCAGAUGAACAUCCAGGCGUUCAACAUCCUCCUGCUCUUCCCGGCGUUUGACUUCACGCUCCUCGGAGCAACGAUGGUCAUCAACAUGAUCUCGAUGUCCAGCAUCCGGCAGCACUCGAGGCGCAGGAAACACCUGGCGGAGAGCGAGAGCCCAAGCACCAGCAAACCCACGUUCUCUGACAUCAAAGCGGCCAAAACCAUCGGCACGCUCACCGUGGCGUUUACCGCCUCGUUCACGCCAAUCGCUGUCUUCGUGGUGGGGAAUGUUUUGGGGAAUAAAUGGUGCAACUUUUCCUUUUUCGCCUUCUGGAUUUUGGCCACCAACAGUUGCUGGAAUGUCAUCAUUUACAGUGUGAGGGAUCAGAAGUUCAGACUUUGUGCGCACAAGCUCCUUAUGCCUUUCCAAAGAAAAAACACAUCUAAUGAGUAA
Messenger RNA from Trematomus bernacchii (emerald rockcod), 1204 nucleotides. Its product is annotated as trace amine-associated receptor 9. Gene Ontology annotation, cellular component: membrane. Gene Ontology annotation, molecular function: G protein-coupled receptor activity. Gene Ontology annotation, biological process: G protein-coupled receptor signaling pathway. Bases 185 to 1204 code for a protein of 339 amino acids. The record is from RefSeq and is a predicted model, not a curated record. Lineage: Eukaryota; Metazoa; Chordata; Actinopteri; Perciformes; Nototheniidae. The transcript is spliced from 2 exons.